AUGGUUCAGGAAGCGCUUCGGGUAGCAGCAAAGGCUGUCGUUCUUGACUUACAGCCUGAGAUGAAGAUAAUGAAGGAAAUCAAGCUGAAAGGAACUCCUCUAAAAAUCAAGCAGAGGAAGUCUCUUAUCAAGUUUGAACCAGAAGAUGUUGAUGUUGUUGAAUUUAUAGGUUCACCUAUUUGGACUCAGAGUGGAAAUCGGGGGCAUGUUAACGAGGCGGCAAAGAGAGACGGGAUUGCUAAAUGCACGUUUAAGAGGAAAAUGCGUAUGAGUGACAUUGUUUUCAUGCGUGUGUUGCAUGAAGUCGAGGCUGCUCGCUUCUUCAACUCGUUACCAGCCCCGCUGAAACCACAUGAAAUGGGACGGCUUAGACUUGAGCAACGUCGUGGUGUAGAGAUCAUGGAUGUGAAUAUUUGUCCUAUUUUUGGUACAACUGUUUCCCUAGUGAGGAACGAGGCUGGAACCUACAUUGCAACUGACGGUUGUGAGUUUAAAUAUUUGAAUCCAAGAGCAGCACGGAUUCUCAGAAGAUCAGGAAUACCCCAAAAGCCCAGCACCGAGGAGAGGGACAAGAUCUAUGAAAUUAGUGACAAUAUUUUUGCUGUGCCAAGUGGAUGUGGAGGUUGGUUCAAUAAAAUCAUCUACAGAAUGAGCAAUAAAGAUGACCUCAGAAUAUAUCGUAAAGCUAUUGGUAAAGGUGAUGGCAUUCCUCUUACAGCCAAAGAAUGUGCAGAUUACGCGAAACAUCUUUUUGAAAUGCCGUACGAAAAGCUUCCUAGUGAUAUGAAACAGGGUCCUGUUGGAUUUGACUUGAGUCACUACAAGAAAGCAUGGCUUAGGCAACUAAAAUGUUAGCGAG
Molecule: messenger RNA, 859 nt
Organism: Papaver somniferum (opium poppy)
Lineage: Eukaryota; Viridiplantae; Streptophyta; Magnoliopsida; Ranunculales; Papaveraceae
Exons: 4
Coding region: 1-855 (284 amino acids)
Biological process (GO): ribosome biogenesis; endonucleolytic cleavage of tricistronic rRNA transcript (SSU-rRNA, 5.8S rRNA, LSU-rRNA); maturation of SSU-rRNA from tricistronic rRNA transcript (SSU-rRNA, 5.8S rRNA, LSU-rRNA)
Cellular component (GO): 90S preribosome
Molecular function (GO): GTP binding; GTPase activity; U3 snoRNA binding
Source: RefSeq, a predicted model, not a curated record